This is a messenger RNA of Diutina rugosa, 1749 nucleotides long. RefSeq lists its product as uncharacterized. Lineage: Eukaryota; Fungi; Ascomycota; Pichiomycetes; Serinales; Debaryomycetaceae. The transcript has a single exon. The record is from RefSeq and is a predicted model, not a curated record. Bases 1 to 1749 code for a protein of 582 amino acids.
AUGGCGCGGUUUGAAGACCUCCCUCGUGAGAUCCAGAGACAAAUCUACUCGCUCCUCGAUGUGCCUCUGAUCUGUCGAGCUUACGUGGCAUUCGCUCCACACCCAUGUGUUGGGCCGGCAGCCAAUUGUCUCCAGACGCGUGUGGUGGCAGUAUCCCUUGAUGCCACAGAACGGUGUCCUUAUAAAGUUACAUUUGACGUACUCGCCCAACUCCCGCCAUGCGAUGUUAAGGUAACCACAACGGUGAAAAUGUGGCGUCUAACAGCUCAUCAGCUCAAUCAGGUGGAGGUGAAACUGCUUGAUGUGACAAUAAGCGGUGACGGCAUAUAUCGUGAUAACGGCAAAUGGUUUGAAAAAGAAAUGCAAAACUUAAAGCACCCUAUCAACAAUCUCGAGGUUAUUAAUGUGACGUUUGAUGCCUCCUAUAUCUCAGAGGGAAUCGGUCUGUUGACUGCCAAAGAUUGUCUAAUAUAUAAUAUGAGGAGCUUGGCGACGGAUGCCAGUCUUCAGCGAUUACGCAUUGAAAACUGCCAGAUUAAUGGAUUCUACUUGCCACAGACACUUACCGACGUUACGUUAAUCAAUGCCAGCAGUGACAACGUAUCGUGGCAAUUGCCUAAUCUCCGAAAUGUCGAAGUCGAUUCCCACUACGAUAAUUUACCAUGGAACCAAGUGGAAGAAUUGACCAUCUAUAACUCCAUGCCAAACUAUAGUCGGUUGGAUAAUGUGAGGGACUUGAAAAUCAAAAAGUUAAACUCAUGGUUGCAAUUUGAGGGAGUUUAUUGUCCAAAUCUCAAGAAGUUGGAACUUGAUAGGGAUCACCUGCUAGAAUUGUUAGAGGUCUUCGAGGAUAACGACGUCCUGAAUUUGUUGGAGGCAUCACAAAAAAGAGGCAUCACCGAAUUGCUCGCCGUGGAUUAUUCCGUAUCCAAUCUUGAUCAUUUUCAGCUGCUCAGAAUUGUUGAGAUGUCUUUGUAUGAGCCGAUGACAGACCAGCUCAAAUUGCCCCAAACAUUAGAGAAACUCACAUUAUGCACCAGCGAACCCGUUACUGGUAUUCCUGAGCAAAUCAAGGAAUUUAUAUUGUGGUCCAACAUGAUUGAUGUGUCCAUCAGUUCUUCUGGUUUGCGCGAGGCCGAUUUGAUAAAUGUGCGGAACGCUUCAAUUCACUGUCCUCAACUUGUAUCCUUGUCAGUUCAUGUAGCUGAUAAGCUAGAGUUGGAUACACCCAAAGUGAAGGGUGCUCACGUUUCUCUUGCAAACUACGCCGAUAAUGCACACAUAUUGGAGCUACCAGGAGUUUCAUCUGUGACGUUGAAAAAAUGCGCCAUUGAUAGCUUAAGAUUUGGCCGUAUAUUGGAACUGUUGGACAUACAUAAUUGUGAGAUUAAUGAUGUUGAGGUGGAGGCGAUUAGAGUUUUGGUGAAGCGGAGUGUGAUACACAAUUCCACCAAUAUAGUUGCUGAUGAUGUUGAGUUUGAAAACACGGCGCUCGGCCGUCGCAACAAUACCAGCGUCAAGUGUCGUGAAUUGUAUACCUCCGGUACCCCUCUUCUCGAUUCAGAGCUAAACCAUGGUAUUGAAAGAUUGAUGGUUUCGAGUCCUUGGAAAAAACAAAGUUCUCGUAGGCCGGGGCAUGUAUUAGGUUGUCGAGCAUUUGCGGGAUGCUCAACGUUGCAAAGGCUUACGAUUGUGGGCGUUUUCAUUGACUGCACCAAAUCAGCCCUCUCUUUAUCCCAGCGUCAGUGA